AUGGACACUCCGGACCAACCCGCCAGCGUCAGUGACGAGACCAAGGUCUCCUCAGUUCCCGACAUAUCAUUAGAGAUGGACACUCCGGACAAACCCGUACACGACAGCGACAAGACCAAAGUCUCCCCAGUCACCGAGACGGCCUCUGACACGCGCCCCGUAAACGAACUCAACCAGAGCAAGAUCGAAUCCUUGACGAAGGAGCUUGAACGCUUGAAGAAGGAACGCGACGAUCUCAAGGCCAUGUGCGCCGCGCUGAGGACUCGGAUUGAAACCAAGAAGAAGGAAAUCGUUCCGACCUCGGUUGACUGGCGUAGCCUUUCUCGGGAAAUGGACGAUAGAAUGAGUGAGGCAGUGCAGCGGUGGAUUCUUCUGAGUGAAGAACAAUAA
Colletotrichum gloeosporioides is the source of this 390-nucleotide messenger RNA. RefSeq lists its product as uncharacterized. NCBI's taxonomy places the organism in Eukaryota, Fungi, Ascomycota, Sordariomycetes, Glomerellales, Glomerellaceae. Bases 1 to 390 code for a protein of 129 amino acids. The record is from RefSeq and is a predicted model, not a curated record. The transcript is spliced from 2 exons.